ACUGACAUGACGUGCGUGAUGAAUGGAGAAGGAGAGACGAUCCGUGUCGGUGGCCAAAGAAAAUAACCGCAAUCAAUCCCCUCUUCCACAGCUUGUGUUGUUUAUUUCCGAGUUGCCAUCGCACUUUCUCCUAAUUGUGAAUUUCGUUCUUGGAGAAUAUCGCGCAACUGCAUCUUGGUUCCAGGGUACUUGUGAACACUAGCUCCCACCGACGGAACGGCCUCCUAAAACUAAGCACUUGACGCCAGCGGUUUGAAAUUGCUUCAUCAACGGCAUAAACACAUGACCAAUUUACGCAUAGUUGUAUAGAAAAAAACAGGUCAUCACCAACUCAACUCAACCUCGAAAAAGACAAACAGAGCACCUCAAAAGAAGAACACCCAACUUUAGUAGACUACACAAAGAGAAGAAGAACAACAAGAAAGAACCACAUAGUCACCACAAUGUCCCCAACAUCCCUCCACCAAGGCGCCUCAAAAGGCUUCGCAGACGCAGCAACCUACGACGCCUACCGCCCCUCCUACCCUCCCGCCGCCACCCAAAAGUUCCUCGAGCACCUCCGUCUCGCUGACGUGCCCCACGCCAAGAUUUUGGAUUUGGCUGCGGGCACGGGCAAGAUGACCGAGGUGCUGGCGGCGCGGCACGAAGGGUUCGAGGUCGUGGCCGUGGAGCCGCACGAGGGAAUGAGGGCGGAGCUGGAGAAGAAGGGGCUGAGGGGCGUCGAGGUGAAGGAUGGGUUUGCGGCAAAGUUGCCGCUUGGGGAAGAGUGGGGGGAUGGUGCUGUUGUUGCGCAGGCGUUUCACUGGUUCGCGACGGCAGAAUCUCUCAAAGAGAUCCACCGCGUCCUGAAGCCGACCGCCGUGCUUGGUUUCAUCUGGAACAUUGAAGAUUACAACAAGCCAAAGCACUGGAAAGCAAGCACGCCCUGGGAACAAGCCCUCAACGAGCUCGUCUUCACCCUGGGAGGCGACGGCCAGCCGCGCUUCCGCGACUUCGUCUGGAAGGACGUGUUUGACACCCAGCUCGACGCCAACCCGCUGCGCGCCGUCAAGGACGUCGUCCUUGAGGGCGGGCGCAAGAUGCCCCUGUUCAGCGUGCCCGUAGGCGAGGAAAAGGUGCCCUUCACCGUCUGGCUGACGCCCGAGGCGGUGUGGAACCGGCUGCGGACGCUGAGCCAGGUCGCGGUGCUCGAGGGCGCGCGCGCGGCGGCGUUCAAGGCCGAGUUCGAUACUAUUUUGGGCGGGGAGAGCGUGGAAAGGAAUGAGAAGGGGGAGAUUGCAUUGCAUGGGGUUACGUAUUUUGCGUGGACUUCGAGGUUGUAGCCGUGGUGAGAUGGUCUGCAUCGUAAGUGAGGGGUGUUUUUGCUGUUUUGGUUAGACGAAGGUGAGAGGUUGCAGAAAACGUUCAGCCA
Molecule: messenger RNA, 1411 nt
Organism: Colletotrichum acutatum
Lineage: Eukaryota; Fungi; Ascomycota; Sordariomycetes; Glomerellales; Glomerellaceae
Product: methyltransferase
Exons: 4
Coding region: 444-1322 (292 amino acids)
Molecular function (GO): S-adenosylmethionine-dependent methyltransferase activity
Source: RefSeq, a predicted model, not a curated record